AUGCCACACAGAGAAAAGGCAUCCAUGCCGCGGAACAACAGUACACAUCACAGUGACCUGACACACAGAUUGCGCAAUGACUCCCACAAGGAGCAUCAUAGAGAUACAGGAGAAAAAAGCAUCAUCAUGAAAAAACGACACAAAAAAAAUCGUGAUAGAAAUGCAGCAGAUAAACGCAUUUUCAUAAAAAUGCCAGGGGAAGUGGUAUCUUCAUAA
Molecule: messenger RNA, 216 nt
Organism: Plasmodium inui San Antonio 1
Lineage: Eukaryota; Apicomplexa; Aconoidasida; Haemosporida; Plasmodiidae
Exons: 1
Coding region: 1-216 (71 amino acids)
Source: RefSeq, a predicted model, not a curated record